Messenger RNA from Necator americanus (New World hookworm), 1191 nucleotides. RefSeq lists its product as uncharacterized. The coding region runs from base 1 to 1191 and encodes 396 amino acids. Lineage: Eukaryota; Metazoa; Nematoda; Chromadorea; Rhabditida; Ancylostomatidae. The transcript is spliced from 11 exons. Gene Ontology annotation, biological process: dephosphorylation. Gene Ontology annotation, molecular function: phosphatase activity. The record is from RefSeq and is a predicted model, not a curated record.
AUGGGUCACGAGAAGUUGAAGUAUGUUGCGAUAGGCGUCGUCAUAUUGAUAAUGUUGGUUUUCCUCGCCUUAGCUGUGCCUCUGCUGUUUUAUCGUCCUCCCCGAAUGAUUGCUCUGAUGAGAAUUGAUGACAAAAAAAUGAAAUUAUUAUCAGCGAUAGUGUUAUUCCGUCAUGGCGCCAGAGCUCCACUGGAAAUGCAAAACAAAACGAUUGCGGCCUUAUUCCCGAACGGACCAGGAGAAAUCACUCAAGCUGGUAUCGAGGAAACUUUCAAUCUCGGCAGAUUCCUUGGCAAACGCUACGUGAAAACGAAGUUCCUACGAACCCCACCACUGCCUUCAGAGGUCUAUUUCCGAAGUCGUUCAAACAAUCGCUGCUUGUUCUGCGGCGCUGUUGUCGGAUCCGGUAUGUGGGCAUCCGACCAAGAUUCGGAAUUCACCGCUGUUCCCGUUUAUUCCCAGGGAAAAAAGGAUAAGCUUCUGACGCAUUUACAAAAUUGUGAAGUUGAAAUCAGACGAAUCAACAACAGAUGUGGAAGAAAGCCGCCGUCCUAUGCAAAUUGGGGUGCAUAUGAGGGAUUUAUUUACGAAUGCAUCGGUUUACAUUAUCAGAAUAAUCUUUUCCCAGACGCUGAGGCUUUUUCCAAAGUGGAAACUCUUGUCCAAAUGGAUCGUAACGGGCUUAAAAUGCCGGAUUGGUUUGAGCAGAACAGGGAACAAAUCUAUUCCCUCUACGAAAAAACGUACAGUUUCAUCGUGGGUGUAAAUGAGUAUCAUGACGAGCAAUUGCUGAAAAUGAAACAAGGAUUUCUUAUGAGCACAAUUAUGAAAACUCUCUGGAAACAAUGGCAGGAGUAUGAGAAAAGUGGCCAGAUUAAGAAGAGGAAGUUUACAGCUUUUUCCACGCAAGAUUGGUUACUGUUGGCAUUUCUUCAUUCGCUCGGAUGUGGUGAUGAAGCGUUGGGUUCCACAAUCCCCACUUAUAAUUCUGUAGUGAUCAUUGAGCUGUAUGUACGGAAGAGAAAACCUUUUGUUAAGGUACUGUACAAACACGGUGGGAUGACACUUCCACGUGAUGUUACGCACGCUGUACGUGGUUGCACUUUUUCCCCGUGUCAUCUUGUUGAAUUUUCAUUGUGCUGUAAAAAAUAUAUGACCGAUGAUCCUAAAUCAGCUUGUGAUUUGAGUUAA